Molecule: messenger RNA, 4826 nt
Organism: Oreochromis aureus
Lineage: Eukaryota; Metazoa; Chordata; Actinopteri; Cichliformes; Cichlidae
Gene: abcb4
Product: ATP-binding cassette, sub-family B (MDR/TAP), member 4
Exons: 28
Coding region: 273-4091 (1272 amino acids)
Biological process (GO): transmembrane transport
Cellular component (GO): membrane
Molecular function (GO): ATP binding; ABC-type transporter activity; ATP hydrolysis activity
Source: RefSeq, a predicted model, not a curated record
UGUUCUCCAAACAUGGCGGGACACGCUCCGACCGUCCGGCAUUUGAAAAGAAAGAGCAGGCCAGAAGGAGACGUUCAUAAGUCAUUUCUCUGAUCAGGGGAUAACACUUCAGUUCUCCCAUCGACUAGACGUCCUAAAGCCACGUGAGGAGCAGAGAGCGUGAGGGAAGAGGAGGAGGAAGAGGAAAGGUGUGCGCGUGCGUGUGCGUGUGGUCGACAUCUCUGUCCGCAGAGAGCAGGGACGAACAGCAGCGGGGAAAACCGGACCCAGCCAUGGAGAAGGAGCAGAUGGAAAUGUCCGCAGCCAAACCCCAACAAAAUGGAAAUACAGGGGAGACUGAAAAAGAUGACUCGAAGAAAGGGAAGAAGAAGAAAAAGGAGAAGCCUCCUAAGAUGCCCAUGGUUAGCCCCAUCAAAGUGUUUAGGUUUGCAGAUCGCUGGGAUGUCUUAAUGAUUAUAGCUGGGACGGUGAUGUCAAUGGCAAACGGCGUAGUGCUUCCACUCAUGUGCAUCGUCUUCGGCGACAUGACGGACAGCUUCAUAACGGCAGGCAAUUCCACAAACAGCACCUUAGAAGAGGAAAUGACUGGCCAUGCCAUAUACUUCUCCAUCAUGGGAGCUGGGGUGCUGGUUGCAGCCUACCUACAGGUGGCCCUCUGGGCCCUGGCAGCCGGUCGGCAGGUCAAACGCAUCCGCGUCCUGUUUUUCCACCAAAUCAUGCGGCAAGACAUUGGCUGGUUUGACGUCAAUGAGACGGGAGAGCUCAACACGCGUCUCACAGAUGACGUCUAUAAGAUCCAAGAAGGUAUCGGUGACAAGGUGGGGAUGCUGCUCCAGGGUUUCACCAGCUUUGUUGUGUCUUUUAUCAUCGGCUUGAGCAAAGGCUGGAAGCUCACUCUGGUCAUCCUGGCUGUGAGCCCCGUGCUUGGCAUUUCUGCUGCUCUUUUCAGUAUGGUGCUCACAUCGUUCACCAGUAAAGAGCAGACUGCAUAUGCUAAAGCCGGUGCUGUAGCCGAGGAGGUGAUCUCUUCAAUCAGGACUGUGUUUGCCUUCAGUGGUCAAGAGAAGGAGAUUGAGAGAUAUCAUAAGAACCUAGAGGAUGCUAAGCAGUUGGGAAUAAAGAAGGCGAUCUCUGCUAACCUUUCCAUGGGUGUCACCUUCCUCUUUAUUUACCUGUCCUAUGCUCUGGCCUUCUGGUAUGGCAGUACACUCAUCCUGAAUGGAGAGUACACGAUUGGAACCGUACUCACUGUCUUCUUUUCUGUGCUCAUUGGUGCUUUCUCACUGGGACAGACCUCUCCCAACAUCCAGACCUUUGCGAGUGCUCGGGGAGCUGCGUAUAAAGUAUACAACAUCAUUGAUCACGUCCCCAGUAUCGACAGUUAUUCAGAGGCUGGCUACAAACCUGAAUCCAUCAAAGGAGACAUCGAGUUCAAGAACGUCCACUUCAGCUACCCCUCCAGGGCCGAUAUCAAAGUGUUAAAUGGCCUGAACUUGACUGUGAAGAGGGGGCAGACCUUUGCCUUGGUGGGAAGCAGUGGCUGUGGUAAAAGUACCACAAUCCAGCUGCUGCAGCGGUUCUACGAUCCUCAGGAAGGAAACGUGUUUGUUGACGGUCACGAUCUUCGUUCUCUUAACGUCCGUCACCUGAGGGAGAUGAUCGGGGUGGUGAGCCAGGAGCCCAUCCUCUUUGCCACCACCAUCACAGAGAACAUCCGAUAUGGCCGAACCGAUGUGACGCAGGAGGAGAUCGAACAAGCUGCCAAGGAAGCAAAUGCUUAUGACUUCAUUAUGAAGCUACCCGAUAAGUUUGAAACUCUGGUGGGAGAUCGGGGGACUCAGAUGAGCGGAGGACAAAAGCAGAGGAUCGCCAUCGCCCGAGCUUUAGUCCGCAACCCCAAAAUCCUCCUGUUGGAUGAAGCCACAUCUGCGCUCGAUGCUGAGAGUGAGACCAUCGUGCAGGCGGCGCUUGAUAAGGUCCGGUUGGGUCGAACUACACUAAUCGUGGCUCACCGCCUUUCAACAAUCAGAAAUGCUGAUGUUAUUGCCGGCUUCAGAGAUGGCAAGGUUGUAGAGGUGGGAACUCACAGCGAGCUGAUGGAAGGAAGGGGAGUCUACCAAACGCUGGUCUCAAUGCAGACGUUUCAGAAAAAUGCGGAGGAGGAGCAUGAGCAGUCUGCAGAUGAGAGAAGCCCAGGAAUCAGGUCGUUGUCUGAGUCUUCUCUCUUCAAGAGGAAGAGCACAAAAGGUGCAUCCUUUAAAGCUUCAGAAGGAGACAAAGAGGAAAAGGAAAAGUUGACUGGUGAUAACUUGGAGGAUGAAGACGUUCCCCCUGUGUCGUUCCUCAAAGUGAUGGCUCUGAACACUUCAGAGCUGCCAUACAUUCUUUUGGGGACCCUUUGUGCCAUUAUCAAUGGUGCAAUGCAGCCUGCGUUUGCCGUCGUCUUCUCAAAGAUCAUCAAUGUGUUUAUAGAACCGGACCAAGACGUUGUCAGACAAAGAUCAGUUUUCUUUUCCCUCAUGUUUGCUGCUAUUGGAGCGGUUUCCUUUGUCACCAUGUUUCUACAGGGUUUCUGUUUUGGUAAAUCUGGAGAGGUCCUCACCUUGAAGCUGAGACUGGGGGCCUUUAAGUCCAUGAUGAGGCAGGAUCUGGGCUGGUUUGACCAACCCAAAAACAGUGUUGGUGCGCUCACUACGAGACUGGCCACAGAUGCAGCCCAAGUGCAGGGGGCCGCAGGCGUGCGUAUGGCCACGCUCGCUCAGAACUUCGCCAACAUGGGCACCGGUUUGAUCUUGGGUUUUGUGUACGGCUGGGAGCUGACUCUGCUGCUCCUGUCUCUGGUGCCCAUCAUUGCAGUGGCUGGAGCCAUUGAGAUGAAAAUGCUUGCCGGACACGCUGCUGAAGACAAGAAGGAGCUGGAGAAGGCUGGAAAGAUUGCCACAGAGGCCAUCGAGAACAUCCGCACCGUGGUCUGCCUCACAAGAGAAGAAAAGUUUGAAGCUUUGUAUCAGGAGAACCUCGACGUGCCCUACAAAAACUCAAAGAAAAUGGCACACAUCUACGGCCUCACCUUCUCCUUUUCCCAGGCGAUGAUCUAUUUCGCAUAUGCGGCCUGUUUCCGUUUUGGUGCUUGGCUCGUUAUAGCUGGAAGGAUGAGUGUCGAAGGUGUCUUCCUUGUGAUUUCAGCCGUUCUGUUCGGUGCCAUGGCCGUCGGUCAAGUCAAUUCCUUCGCUCCAAACUACGCGAAGGCCAAACUGUCUGCUGCCCACAUCAUGAUGCUGUUAAACAAGGAGCCUGCCAUUGAUAAUCUGUCAAAGGACGGAGACUGUCCGGACCAAUUUGAUGGUAAUGUGACCUUUGAGAGGGUGAAGUUUAAUUAUCCUUCACGUCCUGAUGUACCCAUCCUGCAAGGGCUGAAUCUGAGUGUGAAGAAGGGAGAGACUCUGGCCUUGGUGGGAAGCAGCGGCUGUGGGAAGAGCACCACCAUCCAGCUGCUGGAGAGGUUCUAUGACCCGCUGGAUGGGAAAGUGGUGUUGGACAAAUCUGAUGCCAAAAACUUGAACAUUCACUGGUUGAGGUCCCAGAUAGGCAUCGUCUCCCAGGAGCCCGUGCUGUUCGACUGCUCUUUGGCUGAAAACAUUGCCUAUGGAGACAACAGCCGCAAAGUCAGCAUGGACGAGAUAGAGGCAGCGGCCAAAGCAGCCAACAUUCACAACUUCAUAGAGGGUUUGCCACUGAAAUAUGACACGCAGGCAGGUGAUAAGGGGACACAGCUGUCAGGUGGUCAGAAGCAGCGAAUAGCCAUAGCCCGAGCCAUCCUCCGCAACCCCAAGCUGCUGCUGCUGGAUGAGGCCACUUCUGCACUGGACACUGAGAGCGAGAAGGUGGUGCAGGAGGCUCUGGACCAGGCCAGCAAGGGCAGGACGUGCAUCAUCGUGGCCCACCGUCUGUCCACCAUCCAGAACGCAGACCGCAUUGCUGUAUUCCAGGGAGGAGUCGUGGUGGAGCAGGGGACGCAUCAGCAGCUGCUGGCAAAGAAGGGGGUCUACCACAUGCUUGUCAACAGACAGAUGGGACACGGUGACGAAUAACCCGUAGUGUCCAUAAUGUUGAGAGUUCUGGAUUAUACACUGGUCCCUUGGAUCAUCACUCCUCCCAUGCAGCUUCAGACAGUGGCUCCUGUGGCUUAAACCUAAAUGUAUAAAGUCUGAAUUCUGAUUGGCCGUCACUUUUGCAUGUCCUUCCCACAAGAGAUUUUUGACAUGUGUGGGGUGCAGGUGUAAACGGUAAAACUGAUUUUUUUGCGUACUCACUGUUGGUGGAUACAAGUUAAUGAUGUGUGCUUUUCCUGCUUAGCUAAGCAGUAGAUUUGGCUUUUAAAGAGCCUUUUUGUGCAAGUAGGAAAAGUCACCUUUGAGGUAGAUAUUUUGACUUGUAGGGAGAACACUGGAAUUAAAAAUGGCUGCAUUCUUUUUCUUUUUAAACGGGCUAAACAAGUAAAUGCAAUGACCAGUCCUCUUUGUUCGUUUGUCUAUGCACUGUGGUUUUAUGCCUCUGACGAUGGGAUCAUCACUGUCUGGAAUAGUUUUGGGCAAAAUCUUUAAUAUUUGUACUGUAAGUUAUGACUCAGUUCAGCAUCUUGGAUUGAGUUGGAGGACCAAAGUGCCUGAGCAGUUAAAGCCUGGGAAAUGCUGCGCAAAUGUUAAUUUUCAUUUGCAAAGUUUCUGUGGAAUUCACUUAAAAUGUAAUUUUGUUUCUAUUUUUUAGAGGAUGUGCUGCUUUGUAACUGUUAAUGUUUUAUAUUCAAAUAAAGGUUAAGAAAGCAA